GCAGCCGAAUCCAGCGUGGUACUAUAAGGACGGUCCAAUCACACAGGUCAUAGAGUGAAAAAGGAGUAAUUGAGAAAGCGGGUGCAGGGCUGCACGAAGCAGAGGAUGAAAAAGGAGGCGUGAUGAGGAAAAGAAACGUGUGGAAGGAAGAUCAAUGGAGGGGACAGGUGGAGACGCAGUUCGUGCCUCUCUCUUUUUUUCCUUUCUCCACUCACAAUUCACAAUAGAUGCGUGUGCCAUCAACAAAACUUACAUUUUCCUCACACGUGUCGCUGUCUCGCCUCUCCUUUCUGCUCCUUUUAUCGCCUCCUCGCUUCUUUUUCUUCCCCCCUCUUCUCUGUCUGCUCUCUCAACCACGACACCGUUUGCGAUGGAGGAGGACGAGCAACUCGAACGAUUCCACUCCGAGUUCGCCUCCACCAGUUCCGGCUCCGCCAUUUCCUCCACCGACGAUUUCCGCAACCUCACCAGCUCCGGCGACAUUUCCUCCAUCAGCAGCGGCUCCGGCGAGAUUCCUCCCGUCGCGGCUCUCGCGCCGCCGCCCAGGGACAAGUGCGUCGGAAGGACUAACAAGGGAGUGAGUUGGGGACACACUUCGGUGAUUGGGAGGCGGAAGGAGAUGGAGGACGCCGUCGCUGUUAUUCCGGGAUUCAUGUCUCGCACCUGUUAUCAUGUCGGCGGUUGUACGGCUCCCGGCUCCAGAUCCUCCUGUGAGAUCGCUCCACUUCAUUUCUUCGGCGUUUACGACGGCCACGGUGGCUCUCAGGUGGCUAAGUUUUGUGCCAAGCGAAUGCACGAUGUUAUAGCAGAGGAGUGGGACCGAGAAAUGGCAAGUGCAGCUGAAUGGCAGAGAAGAUGGGAAACCGUAUUUGCUAACAGUUUUGACAGGACUGACAAUGAAAUCCUAUCUGACACAGUUGCACCAGAAAUGGUAGGAUCUACUGCCUCUGUAGUGGUUCUAUCUGGUUGCCAAAUUAUUACAUCCAACUGCGGCGACUCAAGGGUAGUUCUUUGCCGCAGGACACAAACAAUCCCCCUAACAGUGGAUCAGAAGCCGGAUAGACAAGAUGAACUCUUGAGAAUUGAAGGAGGUGGAGGAAAAGUCAUAAACUGGAAUGGAGCUAGGGUGUUUGGUGUUCUUGCCAUGUCCAGGGCCAUAGGUGAUCGGUACUUGAGACCAUGGAUUAUUCCAGUGCCAGAGAUAACUUUUACAGCCAGAACUGACGAGGAUGAGUGCUUAAUUUUAGCAAGUGAUGGACUUUGGGAUGUAAUGACCAAUGAAGAAGUUGGGGAAGUGGCACGCCACAUUCUUAGAAGGCGCCGCAGAUCUUUGUCAAUGGAGGAAAAGUCUCCUGCACAAGUUGUUGCUGACAGCCUGACUGAAAUUGCAUAUGGUAGAAAUAGUAAAGAUAACAUUUCAAUCAUAGUUGUUGAUCUGAAAUCAAAGAGAAAACGUCAGCAAAGGCCUUCUUUAAUUUCCUAAGAAUCUGAUUCUCUUAAAUUUUUUUCAAUCUUGAGAAGGGCAAAGAGACGAUAAUCAAGUUGUAGAGUUGAUCUACAAACAAACCUUUCUUCUUUUUUUUUUUUUUUUUUUUUUUUUUU
Messenger RNA from Cajanus cajan (pigeon pea), 1602 nucleotides. RefSeq names its product putative protein phosphatase 2C 6. Gene Ontology annotation, biological process: protein dephosphorylation. Gene Ontology annotation, molecular function: protein serine/threonine phosphatase activity; cation binding. The record is from RefSeq and is a predicted model, not a curated record. Lineage: Eukaryota; Viridiplantae; Streptophyta; Magnoliopsida; Fabales; Fabaceae.